Amoebophrya sp. A25 is the source of this 825-nucleotide messenger RNA. The record is from the annotation of a GenBank genome assembly. Lineage: Eukaryota; Dinophyceae; Syndiniales; Amoebophryaceae.
GGAGGACGAGGUGGAAGUAAUAUCAAGCCAGCACCCACUGAGCAGCCGUACAGUCCUGGGAGUAGCGCCGUCGCUUCUGAAAAGAAGAAGAGAGUGAGCAAGUCAGUCAUUUCGAGCAUGAGCAGAGCAUACUUACGUCUGAUAAAUCUAUAAUUUUUUUAACAUAUAGAUUAGAAAGCAAGUCCUCAUUGAUUUAGGACGAAAAAAUAUGUUCGUUGUUGAACAAGUAUGACCAUCUUCAGCGUUGGUUCGUCGAUGACCUUUUGCUUUUACUCUUUUUUCCAACAUUCUUCUAAGUUGUGCAGAGCACACGCGAACCUCGGAUCAUGGGUUGCUAGAGCUGUCGGAUACAUGGGAUGACGAGAAAUUGCGGCCAACGACCCUAAACUUCCACGAUAGCGAGUCGAAAAAAGCCGAAGAUCGCACCGUCUUGAGCAUUGUUCGAAUUAGUGAAGAACUCGAUGCUUUUCUUAAGGCUGUCGCCUCUUAUUUCGUAGUGCUAAGCCUUCUAGAAGAGGGGGUGGAUCAUCAUCCUUCAAGACCAUGGAAGAUCAGUUAUUGAGUGAGACGUUUUCUAGUACAAGCAUCGCUCGAGUAGACGCGACAGAAGGUUCAACUUCUAACUGUGCCGCCAGCACGACUUUUGACGCACAGACAAACAAGAUACAACAGCAGACUGUAUUUGGUAGCUCAUCCUCUCAGGAGGACGAGAUUAAUUCGUCGUGCUGCGUCGUGCAUGAUGGAGGGCGACUUACACAUGACCUUGGUGAAGCAAGUGCGAAGGCUUUGUUACUCAGUGGUAGGACGCAAGAUUCUCGCAAAGAG